Prorocentrum cordatum is the source of this 3560-nucleotide messenger RNA. The record is from the annotation of a GenBank genome assembly. Lineage: Eukaryota; Dinophyceae; Prorocentrales; Prorocentraceae.
AGCCACUUUGGCUCAAGCGCAUCGGAUCCAGCAGAGGCGCGCCAAGCAGACCCACGAUGCCCGCCUCCCCGCCCGCCCGCACGGCACCGCUGCCCAGCGACGAGCCUGCCGCAGAGGCCGAGGGGCGCAGCGAGUCGCAGGCAGUGGGCUGCUGCGCGUCGUGCUACUUGGCCUGCUGCUGCUGCUGCGCUGGGGGGGAGCAGGAUCGGGACCUGAAGGCCCUGAGGCAGGAGAAGGCCACAAAGGCGUUCACAAAGGACGGAGACAAUGACAUCUCCAAGGGCCCCGCCGGCAACCGUGCCUGCACCGACCUCCCCUGCUGCAUCAUCUUCAUCGUGGCGAUUGUCGGCUACGUGAUUGUGACCCUCAUGGGCCUUUCGGAUGGCAACAUAGACAAGCUGUACAAGCCACGAGACUUUGCGGGAAAUUAUUGUGGCGUCGACACGCAGUGGAGCGGCAUGAUGGGAAACGCGAAGUCGCUGGAGAGCUACGAGUGGCGGACCAUGACGAUGAACGUGUCUGCAACCACGGAUGCAAUGUUUAAGCAGUUCAUCUGUUCCAAGGCAGCCCAGGAUCUACUCUACACCAAAAUCGGCAGCGGCAUUUCCUCUGACCAGUACGACAUGUACAUGUGUUCUUGCUGCGCCACCGCCUGCGAGUCCUGCGACGGCGCCAUUGAGCAGGCAGACCCCUCAGCAGUGUCGGGUGGCACCGCCGCCGACCUCGCUGAUCUGACCGCUGCCAGGAUGAUAGAGGUCACCGGCCUCGGGUCCCUUGACGUCACCGACCUGUUCAGCGCUUCUGGGGCAAACGGGGACUUGUUCUCUACGGACAUCAUGAGUUCGGCGACAAAGUACCUCCAUCACGUCUGCAUGCAGACCUGCGACUCCAGCUACGAAAACAUCGCGGCAGCCAACGGCAGCACCGCCGCGUAUGCGUACCGGGAGUACACAUUUGAACCUGUUCCAGACGAUGAGCUCUAUCUUGCGUGGCAACUCGUGAAGUCAGACACUGGCGUCCUGGGAACAGUUGCCAAUUCUUCGUUCACCUUCAAGGCCUUCUCGGAAGAUGACUGCCCAUACGACGCGGUAUAUUGCGUGCCCAUGCCUGGCCUCAUCUUCUCGGAGGCGGCGCUGAACUACUGCACGCUCGAGAUGGCUGCUGCGGUGGUUGACCAGCUUGGAACCGCCCUGACCGACAUCAUGGUGAGCUCGGCGCUCACCGACUUCUCCAAUGGCGCAACUGCGUCCUUGGGGGAGCAGUGGGGCGCCAUUCAGGCGUCGUGGGGUGCAUUUGCGCUCACUGGUGUCUGCUCCUUUGUCAUCGGCAUUGUGUUCCUCGUCCUCGUCCGCUUCUUUGUCGGCGUCUGCGUCUGGCUCUCAAUCUUUUUGAUACUCGUCCUGAUCCUUGCCUUUUCCGGCCUUUGCUACGUGAAGAGCAUCCAGUGCGCCGGCGCUACGCUGUUCGAGACGGGCCAACAGACGGGCACCCAGGUGGUCACAUUCGCAACGACUACAGUCAACCAAGCCAUAUCGGGCGACACUGUCAGCGAGGAUCUCGGUGUUGAUGGCAACACAUACAGAGGGGUACAGUACAUGACAAUGUACGGCACCCUGUGCCAGAACUGGAUGUCCGUCUCCCCGCACAACCAAAGCUACGGGACCUCAGGGGACUACUCCGACCAGGGCAUCGGCGACCACAAUUAUUGCCGCAAUCCGUACAUGCCUACAGAUUACAACAAGGGCUCCACGAUCUGGUGCUUCACCACGAACACGGACCUACGCUGGCAGGAGUGCCUUCCCAUUGGCCUGGACGCGCCCGUGUGUUCGGAGGGGUACGCCGUGAGCGGCCAGACUGGGAGGGACGUACUGCUGUACGCCUGCUAUGUCCUCCUCGGUCUAGCGGGUCUCUGGGUCAUCAUUGUGCUGGUCUUCUUCCGGAAGAUACUCCUGGCGAUUCGCUGCACGAAGGUGGCCGCUCGCUUCCUCGCCUCGACGCCGAGCGUCCUGGUCGUCCCGAUGGUGCAGUCCGUUUUCACGAUCCUGUGGUGCAUCGGCUGGGCCUGCGGCGCGGCGUUCAUCAUCUCUCAGGUGCCCGACGGCUAUACUCCGACGGACUGGUACGCGGAUUACAACACGGCGUGGGAGGCUUGCACCUACGACGGCUCCGGCGACCUCGGGUACCCAGUCAGCGAGACUUGGAGGGACGAGACUUGCGGAGGCCCGAACGGCGAGUGCUGGCGCUGCCAGCCGCCCCGGUACAUGAUCGACUACUAUGUUGCCUACGUGUUCUUCAUCUACCUAUGGAUCAACGCCUUCGUCAUCGCUGCCGGCCAGACCAUCAUUGCGGGCGCCGUCGGCGUCUGGUUUUUCAACCAGCAGGACGGAGGCAGGGUCCGGGGCGCGCUCAGACAGUCCGUGUGGAACACCACCCGGUACCACAUGGGCAGCCUCGCCUUCGGCUCCUUCAUCAUCGCCGUGGUGCAGUUCCUUCGGUACUGCAUGAAGUUCCUGGAGAAGCAGGCUGAGGCGAGGAAGAACCGCGUCAUGGUGUACGUCGCUAGGGCAAUCCAGUGCUGCAUCUACUGUUUCGAAAAGAGCCUGGAGUACCUCAACAAGCUAGCCUACAUCCAGAUUGCGUUGCUCGGCAAGAAUUUCUGCACGUCUGCGAAGAAGGCGUUCUACCUGGUCCUCCGCCACAUGGCGCGCUUCGCCUCCGUCCUGAUCCUGGGCGCCGCGCUCGAUCGCAUCGGGCUGCUCGUCAUCUGCUCCGCGACGACCUUUGUUGGGUACUGCAUCCAAACUACGAUGUACCCCGACGUCUCCCCGCUGUGUCCCACGCUGCUCUUCCUCCUGAACGGCUACGUGGUCGGGAAGCUCUACAUGAAUGUCUUUCACCUGGCCAUCGACACGAGCCUCCAAUGCUUCAUCGCGUGCGAGGAGCUGGGAGUGGACGCGGAGACCGUGCCCAAGGAGCUCAGGAACUUGGUGCCCGGCACAGGCAAGAAGGAUGAAGAGCCGCCCAAGGCGGAUAGUUGAGGAUGCACGGCAGCCCUGCUCGGGGCUCACGUGAGGUGCAAAGCCCAAGCCAGACCACGCCUGGGGCCCCUGCUUGCGUUCUCAUUCCGCAUCUGUCCUGCAUGCUCUUCGCCCCCUGUUCCUGGCCCCCAGGGCCAGGAACUACUCUCUGCUGUAGCGGCUGCUUCUCUGCUGGUCGGUAGAGCUGAACGCGGCGACCCCGAGGGGCCCGGGGGCACAUAAGUUGUCGCCGGCCACCCCGUCAUAUUCUCCCUACUCGUCCUCCUCCACCUUGGUCGGGACGCCACUGCCGGAUGGUGCCACGACCCUUCUGAGCAGUGACCACAGGAUGGGAGUGCUAAUAACAGCAUCUCCCCCAGGCGCUGUAAGCUUGAACUUCUGUUGCCGUGCCAGAUGCGCACUCCCGGUUGCAGUUUUCAGAAACUACCCCGUGCAGCCCCAUCAUGCAAAAGUCUGGUGGCGCUUGAUUGCCAUACGAUAUCCGCAGGCGGAACACGAGAAACAACGAGGGUGAACUCGGGG